AUGGGGAUCGAGCUCACCCAGAGCGCGCCGGGGCCGAGACUCCCGCGCCGGCUCCUCUGCCCCUUCGUGGAGGGGUACUGCGGCAUCAUCCACAGGCUGCUGCAGGAGAUUCCUCUCGACAGCAGCAAGGAGCAGCUAAGGGUGAAGCAGCUGCUCUACUACAGCCUCCAGCUCUUCACCAACGUGGCCUACAGCACCUUCCAGUGCUCCCAGGCAAAGGGCUGGGGUGGCCUGGAGCAGCUGCUGGGGACGUGCCGGUGCGUCGUGGAGUGGAUGCUGGCGGCGCUGGAGGGGCUGCCCUCGGGCAAGCAAGCAGAGUCCCUCGAAAUCACUGCGUCGUGCACGUUUAAGCUGGCCUACAUCUUCUACAGCCAGAACCUUCACGAGGAGGUGGCCUCCCUCUCCACGCUCUUCUGCAAGAGGCUGGAGAGCGCGGAUGGCUCCCAGUACCCGGAGAUCCCUCCGGAAAAGCUGCACCGGUGCUUCAGGCUGCACGUGGAGAGCUGCUGGAAGCAGGGCCGGUUCGAGGAGGCCCUGGCGGCCGUCGUGCAGUGGUUGGUGGCCCUGCGGGACAGGGUGCGGGAGCAGAUGGUGGAGCCCGUGUCUCUCUGGACCCGAGUCAAGGCAGACGCCGCCAAGAAGGGCGCCCCGGAGAUCGGCUUGUGGACGCUGAAGGACGCCCUGAAGGGACGCGGCCUGGACACGGGGACCUUGGUGGCCUUGCUCUUCGAGGAGCUCAAGGCCUACAAGGGCGUGCGGGCCAGCACGGGCCGGGAGCGCUACAGCGUCGUCUGCGACCUGCUCGAGCUCUGCUCCGAGGACAGCGGCCGCGUGCACGAGCGCGCCACCGCCUUGGUGGAGCUGGCCCAGAUCUUGUGUUAUCACGACUACGCGGCCCACACUGACUGCUCCGCCCUGGACUCGAUCCAAGAGGCCUUGCGGCUGCUGGAGUCCGUGCCCAGGACUGCACAGAACCGGGAUGAGCUCCUCGAUGAGCAGGCGCAGGCCUUGCUCUGGCUCUACAUCUGCACCCUGGAGGCCAAGCUGAAGGAGAGCAUGGAGAGGGAGCAGAGAGCCAGAGCUCAGGUGCAGAAGAACCUGGACGACUUUGAGCCCAACGACCUCAACUACGAAGACAAGCUGCAGGAGGACAAGUUCCUGUACGACGGCAUCGUCUUCAACCUGGCCGCGGAGUCCGAGGCUUUGCUGGAGGUGCCUCCCCUCCCUGGCUGCUUUGCUCAAAGCUGCGACGUGUCCUUAGCUCAGUCCCGGAGCCUGGACGAUGCCUUCGCCCUGUGGAAGCAGCUCCUGGAGAAGAAGGGCGUUCCCGGCGUGCGCAGCCCGGAGCAGACCGUGGCCUCCCUGCGCAUCGUGGCAGCUCUCUACAAACUGAUGUCCAAGCCCCUGCAGGCCCUGGAGAGCUGCCUCCUGCUCAGAUCCCUGUGCAGUGCCCUUGGAGACAGCCUGGGCACGGCCGGCGCCUUGUGCCAAGUCACCAAGCUGCUCUUCCAGCUGGAGUGUCCCAGCUACGCCAAGCUUUUCCUGGAGGAGACGGAGUCCUGCCUGCGGGAGGCUGACACCAGCAGCGAUUCCUACCUGCUGUUGAAGCAAACGUGUCUCCUGCUCCGCAGCCAGCUCUGCUGCACCAGCCACCAGGUUGGAGAAGGCCUUGCCCUGCUGCUGGCCGUGCUGCAGAACCCAGCUCUGCAGAAGGCCUCCAAGGUCUGGUACCUGCUGCGAGCCCACGUGCUGCAGCUGACAGCCGCCUACCUGAGCCUCCCUCCUGCCCGUCUCCUGCCGGAGCUCCGGGAGCAGCUCUCCGCUCUGGGCUGGAGGACGCCCGAGACGGCUCUCACCGAAGCCCACAAGUUGUUCCGGAGCAUCGUCCUCCUGGUGAUGGGCAGCAACGUGCUGGGCUCCCAAAAGACUGCAUCAGACGUCCAGUUUGUGGAUUAUGGGGACAACCUGCUGCAGAAGUGGCAAGUGCUGACCGAUCUGCUGGCCUGCUCGGAGCAGCUCGUGGCUGCGCUCAGCCGGGUGGAGAUGGUGAGCGAAGCCAAAGCCUUCUGCUUGGAGGCCAUCAAGCUGGCCAUGAAGCUGCACGCGGCUCGGUGGUGUGUGGCCUUCCUGGUGCUGAAGGCGCAGCUGGAGCUGCAGCGCAGCGAGCCGGAGCUGAGCCGCUGCGACCUGCAGCAGGCCCAAUUCCUCCUGGAAUCCAGCACCGAGUUCGAGGGCAGCGAGAAGCGGCGCGGCCAAAGGAAGAUCCUGCCCCGCAAGGGCGAGCCGGGAGGCGGCGGCUGUCGGCGUCCGGGCUCGGAGCCUCCCGGGGAAGAGGACGCCUUCCUGAAGGGCCCCGCGCUGGAGUUCGUGGCCACGGUGAGCGCGCCGGCUCUCGCCACGUCCCCGGAGCUGAAGCCCAAGCAGAGGAGGCGCCUGGGCUUCCUCGGCCACCGCUCCGCGUGCUCCUGCUCCCUGUGCUCCGACCUGACCCUCUCGGCUCUCUGCCUGCGCUGGCUGCUCUCCUGCGCCCAGCUCGAGCUGGCCCAGGAGAAGCUGCGGGAGCACGUGGAAGCCGGCCUGGCCUUCCUGGAAUCCCGGCGGCCUCACUUGCCCGCCUUGGAGAUCUCCAGGGCCACCCUGCUGCUCGCCAAAGCCACCGCCACCAUCUGCACCCUGGUCCCCCAUCGCAAGGACUCUGUGACCGACGUCUUCUCCAGCGCCUGGUCCUGGCAGCUGCCGCUGACUCCUGUGGAGCCCAAAGGAUCAGCCGCCCUCAAGGCGCUCGAGGCGGCCAAGGCUCUGCCCCAGAGGAGCAGCAGCAGGAAGGGGUCAGUGACAGCCCCCGGGCCCAAGGCCAGGGUGAAGAAGAGCCAGAGGGCGAAGGCCCUGGCUGCCCCGGACUCGUACGAUGUCUUUGCCGUGGACGACCUGGACGCGGAGGUGCCCCCCAUCGUUAUCCGCCCGGGGCCGCUGCCCCGCACCCCGCACCAGAAGCCCUGUCCCCCCGGCAAGGCCGCGGCCCCCAGGGCUCCCUUCAGGGUGUUCAUCGAUUCCUCCCCUUCGCCCGCCAAGUGCCAGCUCCCGAAAGCCCCCCGAGCCAAGGGCAGAGCCAAGUCCCGCCUGAAGGUGACGUUCAGCGAUGACAGCGACGUGGAGGAUCCCAAACCGAGGGCGACCGCAGCCACUGGCAAAGCCCCAGCUUCCAGCUGCAGGACUUCGGAGCCCACGGGCCGUUCCCGGAAAGUCCCGGCCCCCAAAUCCACAGCGGCCGUCGCGGCGGGAUCCCGGACAACGCGGACAAGCUGCUGCAGAGCUGGCGGCGCGGAGGAGAAGAGAGAGCAGGCGACCCGCAGGGCUCCCAGGCGGAGAGGGGAGGAGAAGCGGGAGCUCAUGAGGACCAUCGAGGAGGAGGAGAAGCUUGACAUCAGCCUGGAGGUUUUGCGGGCCUCUGAGGAAGAGGAGGGAGCGCCAGAUGCCGCUUCCCUGGCUGCAGCCUGCGAGCUCCUGAAAGCCGCUUUCAACUGCGUCAGCCACUGCCCUCCCGGCGCUCUCUACAGCCGGCUCUGCCAGCUGCUGGCGCUGGCGCGGGGCGAGCGGGACCCCGCGGGCACCGCGUACCUGCUGUGCGAGGCCGUCUCGGUCACCCUGCGCCACCAGCUGCUCAGCACCCUCCACAGGAACCUCCAUCGGCUCCAGGAGCUCUUUGCGUUCAGCUCCUCGGAGCUGGGGCCUCGGGAGCGGGACAGCUUCCAGGAGCAGCUGGAGCAGAUUCCCAGCGGGGUGACCGUGUGCCUCCUGACCCUCGUGAGCCUCCAGGCAGCCUCGGCGGGGGACACGCUGCUGCUGACGGAGAAGGGCAGCGCUCCCGUCUCCAUCCGCAUCCCCACGGGCUGCUCCAAGGCCCCGCUGAGCUCCGUGCUCAGGGAAUUCGAUGCCAUCCAGAGGGAGCAGAAGGAAUCCAUCAACUGCACGGACCACGUGGAGUGGUGGCAGCGCCGCUUGAAGCUGGACCA
Molecule: messenger RNA, 4013 nt
Organism: Tinamus guttatus (white-throated tinamou)
Lineage: Eukaryota; Metazoa; Chordata; Aves; Tinamiformes; Tinamidae
Source: RefSeq, a predicted model, not a curated record